UAGAUUUGUAGAUAUAAUAUACUUAAUAACUGUUUUAUAAUCUUUUCGUUAUGCUAUAUAGUAUACUGUAUAUAGUAAUUUAUACCUAAAGAAAGUCAGUUGAAUGUCAUGAAAGCUUGCAGCGGCAAACUGUAUUAUCUCAUCUAGUUUAAUAGUGAUUUAAUGUUUUUAUUUUUAUUGGAUACCUACUUCUCAUUGCUACUGUUAUAUGUACAUAUACAUACUAUAUAUAUAUAUAUAUAUAUAUAUAUAUACCAGUAAGAUUGACAUCGGCAAAUGAAAAUAACUGUUUUUGAGUACCUAUAUUUUAACUUGCCAAUGAAUCCUUAAACCUAUUGAUGGUAUUUCAAAGAAAAUAUGCUUCUGACUUUGUUUUAUAUGGCUACCACUUGGUUUCAGUCCUAUAGACUGGCUAGGGUAAAAACAAAUUUGAAAAAAUACCUAUCUAACCAUCGUACAUUGGUGUUUUAUAAAGAAAAAGAUUUUGCAAAAAUUGAUAGUGAAAGUAUUUGUUCAUCAUCAGUUGCUGCUGUUCCUUUGUUACUAAGACCUCACGGACUUACCUCGGAUAGUUGUAAAUACGCUAAAUCUGCUCAGCUUGAUCAAAUUAUAUCUCUUGUUGGUCAUAAAAGAUCAUGUUCUGUUUUUCCUGAGCAAAUAUUAAAUUUGGAUACAUGGAUUCUUAUUCCUAACUAUAGAGUUACUUUUCCAGCUCUACUAAAUACUCAAACACCAUUAAAAUUAAAUAAAGAGUCAAAAAUAAAUGUAUUGGUUGAAGCCAAUUACCGUAUGAUAAACCAACAAAAAACAGUCCAGACAUGUUCAAUAGAAAGUUUUGGUAUCCCUAAAGCUUGGAAUGCUGGAGAAUAUUUCGGAUUACUAUUGGAAACUGACCUAGACCAUUUUGCCAUGCUCAGUAUGGAUUUUAUGGCCAGUACUAGUUCUAUAUAUUUAGGAAAUAACAUGGAACUUUUUCGAAUCCAAGCUGUAAGAGUUGAAGGUCGACCGUGUAUGAUUGACAAUCCUGAAUCGAUUGCAUCUACUAUUGAUUUUGUGUAUAACUUAGACGAUACUUCAGAUAACACUGUUUUAACAGCGACUCAAUGGAAAAAUUAUUGUGAUACACUUCGUGCAGUAACUUUAGCAGCAUAUAAUGUUGCUGUGUCUGGAAAAUCAAUUAACUUUUGCUCAGCAGUGCUGUCCAAAAAUAUUGAUACUAUAAUAAAUAUUGAUGAUAAGAUCAUUAAUAAAAAUGUGCCUGAUGAAGUCGAUGGUGAAAUAAACAGAAGUAUAAGACCAACUAAUUUUAAUAGUUUGGUCAAUUCACCAAAGGAGAAUAGUAUACAAUAUGUCCGAUUCAGUAAUAGUUUUGAAAUGGAAACGUAUCAAAAUGGAAGUUCAAAUUAUAAUGACACUUCUAGUAUUUAUAGUAGUGAUUCCAGUUCCAGUGAUUCAAUUAAUAUGAGAAAAUCAAUUCUUUCUCCUCUUUCCGAAGUUGAAAUGAAACUAUCAAACGGAAUGAAACCAAUAAAAAGUAGUCCAGAUGUGUUUGGAAUAUUUAAGGGCGGAUCCAAGAGCUCUCCAACGAUGAGAAACAAUAGAUCAUUUUCAGAUUUCACAAACAGUCCAGAUUCAAAAACACGGUGUCAUACGCCAGUACAACAUAGAGGUGAAUCAAAAACUGGGAAACCUCCAAAUAUUAUCAUUUUCAGUGAGAGUGCUUCAAGUGCUCAAGAAAUUGAAAAUUCUCUUCAGUCCAUCUUACAUAGAUACAGGUAUACCAUAUACACGCUGAGCUUGGAAAGGAUGCUCAGGUCGCCUUGGACCUCGCAAGCUACCAUGGUGGUCAUUUACGGGUCGGUACCGAAAGGUCUUUACCCACUACUGGAAUACUAUCUGUUGGUCGAAGGCGGUCGAGUGCUAAGUCUGUGCUCAGAUUUGUUGGGCACAUUCCUUCCGAGUGCUUACAGCAUGGCCGAGGUGCGUCACGACGAAAUUGUCAAUUUUACCUACUACCCGUUGUCCAUGCAAGCGUCCCUCAUGCAUCACAUACUAUGCUACCAGCCGAGCGCCUCCCACGACGGUCGGUUUCAAGCCGACUCACGAAAUAACAAACCAGCCAUUAAUCUCGAAAUUGUGGACAUAUUCGAUUCCGGCAACAAGCACCAUGCGAUCACCGUACAAGUUUUGGCGGCGGAAAACACGUGGGAAACUCCUAGUCUCAUUUUGGCCACCACUCCGUCCGGCGGACGAGUUGUUUUUUCUCAGGUACAUUUGGAAAUUGAUCCUCAUCAGAAUGGUGAAACUCUUUCAAAUAAUAACGACAGACAUAUAUUACUUAAAGACUUAUUAAGUGUACAUCUUGGGUUAGACUGUGUGCCACCAUCUGACCAAGAACCAAGCCAUACACCAGCUUAUUUAAUAGGAAAUGAAAAAGACAAAGCUGAAUUUUUAAGUUUCUUAAAGGGAAAAGGGAAUGAAAAAAACGUAUUACUCAUAAAAGAUCUGUAUGUUCAAUUUUGUGGAAAUGACGAAAUGUGUAUUAACGUUAGCGAAAAUUCCCUACCUAUUAUUUAUAAUGAUGUCCCAGAAAAUUUCAAUGAAGAGGAAUACUUUAGAAAUCUUCAUACCAAAUAUUUAGGACAAAUGGUUAUAUACGGAGAUGUCAUGUCAACUUCUAUGAGGAUUUUAAAUGAUCCCAUUUUGAAACACGGAAUAGUGGUUAUUCCCAAACUUCAAGUAACUGGAAUUGGUAGAGGAGGUAACAAAUGGUUGAGUCCCAAAGGUUGUGCUAUGUUUUCUAUACAACUACACAUCCCAUUUGAUUCAAAACUUGGUCAGAGACUAGCAUUGCUACAACAUGUUGUAGCUUUAUCAGUCGUGUCAGCUGUAUGUUCAUUACCAGGUGGUUAUGAUAAACUCGAUUUGGGUUUAAAAUGGCCUAAUGAUAUAUAUGCCGGAGGAAAUGCAAAAAUUGGAGGCUUAGUUAUCAGUAGUUCAGCUAUGGGUAAUAUGGCAAUUUGUACAAUUGGAUGCGGUGUGAAUUUAAAUAAUAGUUUACCUACCACAUGUAUCAAUGAUGUAAUUGAAGAGCAUAACGCUAACACUCAAAAUAAUCUUUCAACGUUGUCACCUGAACAAUAUUUUGGAGCAGUAUUCACAGAAUUAGAAAGGUUGUUAAAUCAAGUAGAACAAGGCAAUGUGGAUAUUAUAUUUGAUCUUUAUUACAAAUAUUGGCUUCAUAGUAAUACUGAAGUGACUGUUCUACGUACAGAUCAAACAUCAUUUAAAGCUCUUGUGAUAGGUCUUGAUGAUCACGGCUUCCUUAGAGUGCGUUCAGAAAGUGGAGAAAUAGUGGAUGUCAGACCAGAUGGAAAUUCAUUUGACAUGCUUGCUGGUCUCAUAGCACCUAAAUAAUAUAUGGAAAUACUUAACUAAUUGCAUAUUAGGAAUUUGAUUUUCUUCAAACUAUUGGUGAUCGGACUAAUUUGUAUGUACUUUCUAUAUAAAAGCUAGAAUUUUCUACUUGAGUCAAAAUAACACGUGUUUAAAUUUUAAGUGAAAAAAUAUUUUAUUGUCUUAAAAUUCUACUAUUCUUAAAUAUUAUUGAAAUGUUGAUUUAAAAAAAAAAAGCAUUAGUGUGUUCAUAUUAACUUUAAAUUUGGUAAGAGCAAAACCAACAAAACUUAAAAAAGUUUUAAUGUUUUCAUAAGCAAAAUAAAAAAAUAAAAAAUUGUCGAGCUAGCUUAAAAUUAUUAAGCUGUGUAAUUCUUCAGUUGACAACACUAAAAACUAAAACUGGAUUUGGAAUUGAUGGUAGUUUAUAGAUACUAAUAUUUUUUUUUUAAUGAAAACUGUGAACAUCAUAAAUGGCGCAUUGUAAGUAUGUUACAUAUUAUAGGUAAUAAUACUUUUGGUGUUUUAGUAAGACUGGGUUAGUAGUGUACUUAUUUAUAAAUAAGGCCUCUUAAUGUACUUAAAACACAAUACUCGCAAGUUAUAUCUCCUUUAGAAAUUUAAAAAUUAAGACUAAUAAUAAUUAAUAGGUUAGUUAUACUUAUUUUAAAUGGGCGACUUUACCUCUGUACUGUUACAAUAUCUUAAAUAUUAUUACUAAUAGCUAGUUAUUUAAAUGCUGUGUUUGGAAAACCAAAAAUUGUUACCAAAAAUGAGAGUCGCUUUUUGUUUUAUAUUCAUAUAACAUAACUAGUGUAAAUAUUAUUUG
Messenger RNA from Adelges cooleyi (spruce gall adelgid), 4225 nucleotides. It is a transcript of the gene Hcs, whose product is annotated as biotin--protein ligase. The record is from RefSeq and is a predicted model, not a curated record. Gene Ontology annotation, biological process: protein modification process. Gene Ontology annotation, molecular function: biotin--[biotin carboxyl-carrier protein] ligase activity. NCBI's taxonomy places the organism in Eukaryota, Metazoa, Arthropoda, Insecta, Hemiptera, Adelgidae. Gene Ontology annotation, cellular component: cytoplasm. Bases 358 to 3417 code for a protein of 1019 amino acids. The transcript is spliced from 18 exons.